Messenger RNA from Propithecus coquereli (Coquerel's sifaka), 2024 nucleotides. RefSeq names its product prostaglandin E synthase 3 (cytosolic) (gene PTGES3). Gene Ontology annotation, cellular component: nucleus; cytosol. NCBI's taxonomy places the organism in Eukaryota, Metazoa, Chordata, Mammalia, Primates, Indriidae. Bases 408 to 890 code for a protein of 160 amino acids. Gene Ontology annotation, biological process: telomerase holoenzyme complex assembly; prostaglandin biosynthetic process; chaperone-mediated protein complex assembly. Gene Ontology annotation, molecular function: Hsp90 protein binding; prostaglandin-E synthase activity; protein-folding chaperone binding. The transcript has 8 exons. The record is from RefSeq and is a predicted model, not a curated record.
GCUGGGAAGCCCCGCCCUUUCCGUAGAUAUCUCUAGAAAGCCGCGCAGGAGCCCGAAAACAAAGACUGCGCACGCGCGGCGGCAGGGCCCGGGCAUUUUGCUGCGUCACCAGCCGCCGCCCGGCCUCACCACCCCUCGCUCGCUCGCACGCACGCACGUUCAUUCUCCUUUCUCGCGCCCCUUUUCCUACACUUUCCUCUUCUCCCCGACCAGAGGAGCCGCUCCGCGCGGUGCAUUCUGGGCACUCAGGUCGAGCCCGCCGCUGCCGCCGUCGCCUGAGGGGAGCGAGAAGAGGCCGCGACCGGGGAUAAAACGCCGGAGUCGCCACCGGAGAGGAGCCGACUCCUUCGCAGCAGCCGCCAGAGAGGCCCACCCACCCGCUCGCCCGUCCCCUUGCCCCGUUCACAAUGCAGCCUGCUUCUGCAAAGUGGUACGAUCGAAGGGACUAUGUCUUCAUUGAAUUUUGUGUUGAAGACAGUAAAGAUGUUAAUGUAAAUUUUGAAAAAUCCAAACUUACAUUCAGUUGUCUUGGAGGAAGUGAUAAUUUUAAACAUUUAAAUGAAAUUGAUCUUUUUCACUGUAUUGAUCCAAAUGAUUCCAAGCAUAAAAGAACGGACAGAUCAAUUUUAUGUUGUUUACGAAAAGGAGAAUCUGGCCAGUCAUGGCCAAGGUUAACAAAAGAAAGGGCAAAGCUUAAUUGGCUUAGUGUGGACUUCAAUAAUUGGAAAGACUGGGAAGAUGAUUCAGAUGAAGACAUGUCUAAUUUUGAUCGUUUUUCUGAGAUGAUGAACAACAUGGGUGGUGAUGAGGAUGUAGAUUUACCAGAAGUAGAUGGAGCAGAUGAUGAUUCACAAGACAGUGAUGAUGAAAAAAUGCCAGAUCUGGAGUAAGGAGUAUUGUCAUCACCUGGAUUUUGAGAAAGAUGAAUAACUUCUCCGCAAGAUUUCAUAAUUGAGAGAAUUCUGAGUUGAUAGCUCUAAAGGCAGAUGCUGUAUUUGCCUCCUUUAACCCAUUUUUCAACCUGUUUGUUUUUUAAAGGCUUCACUAAGGGUUGAUAUAUGUACCAUUGUAUGGGGCGAUUUUAAUCAGCUAAGGCAGUAACCUUAUGCAUGAACAUUUCCCAGACUUCCAUGAAGGUGUUGAGGUCCUAGGCAACUGAUAACAGCAGUUGUGAUAAAUAAAAACAUUUCACCUAAGUCUCCUUUUUUUCAUAACAUAGAUACUGACAUGAUAGGAAGUUCUCAGCUUAGGGAAAGAUAACUGAAUUUUAGAUUUUUAGAACAUGGACUCAAAAGUGGCUGAAACAAAUUGGCUGACACCUUAAACUGGUAACCUGUUGUUCCUCUCGUGUGUCCUUCCAGAUUGUUCCACUAAAGUUUAUUUUUCAAAAAAUUUACUUUACAUUAUUGUAUGUAAGUAAUCAUUUGUCAGUGUUCCAGAUGUAUCUUAGCUAAAACUAGUGAAUGCCCUAACUUAGAUGGUUUUUGAAGCCUAUACAUUUGGUAUUGUUUGGCCCUUAAGCUUUUACAUCUCUUAGCAUGGAGGACAAAGAAAGCUGUACGUCGUUGCUUGAGAAUCUGUACAUUUAGACCAGAUUUGUAUUUGCACUGUCAGUAUGGCAAAUGAGUGAAAAAAUGUUAAUACACUAUUGGGUUUUUUAUUUCUUUUUUUUUUUUUUGAUUCAGCUUAUACCAGGGCUGAAAACCUCAAUUUAUGUUCAUGACAGUGGGGAUUUUUUUAAAUGUCUACAUUCUUUCUAAUAAACUGUUGGAAGACUCCUUGGCUGUCCUUUUAAGUGUCUGGCUUACUGUAAUUUCAUGUAUUUACCAUUUACUGGAAUGGAGUUUUUAUUUGAGGAAGAAUUUGGGAUUAUUCCUCUGUUUGAAAAAGAGGCUUGCUGUAAUGUCACAGGAAACCUUUUUAAAGUGGAUCUGUAAUAGAAAAUUGUAGAUGCACUUUGCGGCAGUUGGAAAAGAAAGUGUUGUGAAUUGAUUGAAAUAAACUAAAUGUGUUGUCCUCCUAAA